AUGCAAGUGUUCCUUGCACAACCUUCAGCUAUACCUCCUUUCAAUAUACAAGCCCUUGAAGACUACAUCAACAAUCUUUCAGAUGGAAGUAUAGAUGGCUUAAGUUCUUCUGAAUCAUCAACUGGAAGAGACCAAGUAGCCCCAGAACUAAUAGCCCCAGCUACUCCUGCUGAUUCUAUUACUUCUGUCUCAAGUGCUGCUACUCAUACCAUGCAAAUCCCAGUAGCACAGUCUACUCCCAGGAUUAGGAGCCAAGUAGAAGAGGAUAAUGUUAGGAAUAUACCUUAUAAUCCACCUUUAAGCAACGCUGCUAGAAGAGUUAGCCUUGCAGGCCCAAGUAUUCCUCUUAGAGAUCCACCUCCACAUGCUGACUUUAUUAAUCGCAGAUCUUCCUUGGGAGCAAAUCGGCAAUCCUCAGGAAGACCAGCUAUACCAGCUGAAUCCUUUACCAGAGUAUCUACAAUCCCAGAAGAGCGCUCCUCUAGACUAGCUGAAAGUGCCCACAGGAGACCUACCUCCUCUCCUGAAUCAAGAAGAACUCCUCUAAGUAUCCAUACCAAUUUACCUUACUUACAGGAGCAGCCAGCACCAGUUACUAGAGAAGAAGCUAAUAUGAGUAGGAGAGGAAACUUCUUAGCCCCUCUACUAGCACCUGUCCCACAACUUCAAGUACCUCCAGCACCACCCAUUGAUAGGACUAGGUUACCUCCUCAUAUUGUAGGACGUAUGGUCUCCUCUAGAAGGUUUAGUGAGCUGUUUAAUGAUCCACCUCCUAGGGAUCAACUUAGAGAUAGACUAGCUCCCUUAGCUGAAGGAGGAGGAGGAAAUGACCCACCAUAUGAUAGCGAUGAGGGAGAUUUUGAUAACUCUGGUAAAGAAGGAACAACCCACCUAGAAGGAAUGGAGGAGGACCUCCCAACGACCCAGAAGAUCCAGGAAAUGAACCAUAUGCUCAAGCAAAUGCAGCUAGAGCUAGACCUUUCAAUCCAGCUCCUGUACAUUUUGAUACUAAGCUGA
Rhizoctonia solani is the source of this 1017-nucleotide messenger RNA. RefSeq lists its product as uncharacterized. Bases 1 to 1017 code for a protein of 338 amino acids. The transcript has a single exon. Lineage: Eukaryota; Fungi; Basidiomycota; Agaricomycetes; Cantharellales; Ceratobasidiaceae. The record is from RefSeq and is a predicted model, not a curated record.